AAGCCCUCAAUUGCCCUCGAGUGUUGUACGCCCGGUCGCUGCAACCCCGCCCCCACUACACCAAACCCCCCGCCUUCACCACAACACCAACCAUGUCUGAGGCUGUCGGAGACUUCGGCCUGAUCGGCUUGGCCGUCAUGGGUCAGAACUUGAUCCUCAACGCGGCUGACCACGGCUUCACUGUCGUCGCUUUCAACCGAACCGUCUCCAAGGUUGACCGUUUCCUCAACGAUGAGGCCAAGGGCAAGUCGAUUGUCGGCGCCCACUCCAUCCAGGAGUUCGUCUCCAAGCUCAAGAAGCCCCGCCGCAUGAUGAUGCUCGUCAUGGCCGGAAAGCCCGUCGAUGACUUCAUCGAGCUGCUCCUCGAGGGUGGUGCCGAGGAGGGCGACAUCAUCAUCGACGGUGGUAACUCGCACUACCCCGACACAAACCGCCGCACCAACUACCUCAAGGCAAAGGGCAUCCGAUUCGUCGGAACCGGUGUCUCUGGAGGAGAGGAGGGCGCCCGCUACGGCCCCAGCAUCAUGCCCGGUGGUAACGAGGAGGCCUGGCCCUACAUCAAGGACGUCCUCCAGUCCAUCUCCGCAAAGUCCGACGGCGAGGCCUGCUGCCAAUGGGUCGGCGACGAGGGUGCCGGUCACUACGUAAAGAUGGUGCACAACGGUAUCGAGUACGGUGACAUGCAGUUGAUCUGCGAGGCCUACGACAUUAUGAAGCGCGGUCUCGGCAUGAAGAACAAGGAGAUUGGUGAUGUGUUCGCCGAGUGGAACAAGGGCGUCCUCGACUCAUUCCUGAUUGAGAUUACUCGCGACAUCAUGUACAAGAACGACGACGAUGGCGUUGCCAUUGUUGAGAAGAUUCUUGACUCUGCUGGCCAGAAGGGUACCGGAAAGUGGACCGCCAUCAACGCUCUCGACCUCGGUAUGCCCGUCACGCUCAUCGGAGAGGCCGUUUUCGCUCGCUGCCUGAGUUCGCUCAAGCAGGAGCGUGGCCGCGCUGCCAGCCUUUUGGACGGCCCCACUCCCAGCUUCUCGGGCGACCGCAAGGCUUUCAUCGACAACCUCGAGCAGGCCCUCUACGCCUCCAAGAUCAUCUCGUACGCCCAGGGUUUCAUGCUGAUCCAGAACGCCGCCAAGGAGUACAAGUGGAAGCUGAACAAGCCCGAAAUCGCCCUCAUGUGGCGUGGUGGCUGCAUUAUCCGAUCCGUCUUCUUGAAGGAGAUCACCAAGGCCUACCGCCAAAACCCCGAGCUCGAGAACUUGCUCUUCGACGACUUCUUCAGCAAGGCUAUCCACAAGGCUCAGUCCGGAUGGAGAGACGUCGUCUCCAAGGGUGCCCUCUGGGGUAUCCCCACUCCCGCUUUCAGCACCGCGCUCAGCUUCUACGACGGAUACCGCACCAAGGACCUCCCUGCCAACCUGCUGCAGGCGCAGCGUGACUACUUUGGUGCCCACACCUUCAGGAUCAAGCCCGAGUUCGCCAACGAGACAUACAAGGAGGGCCAGGACAUUCACGUCAACUGGACCGGAAGGGGUGGAAACAUCUCUGCCUCGACAUACAAUGCUUAAGCGUACAGAUAUCCACGGCUUGUAUUGCAAAAGCACAGCAUUGCCCGGACUUACAUUUGAAAAAGAACAAAUGUGCGGAGCAAGAUAGCUUAAAUCUAGAAUGAAUAAUGAUUCACAUGUCGCGC
Exserohilum turcica Et28A is the source of this 1693-nucleotide messenger RNA. RefSeq lists its product as uncharacterized. Gene Ontology annotation, cellular component: cytosol. The coding region runs from base 93 to 1568 and encodes 491 amino acids. NCBI's taxonomy places the organism in Eukaryota, Fungi, Ascomycota, Dothideomycetes, Pleosporales, Pleosporaceae. Gene Ontology annotation, molecular function: NADP binding; phosphogluconate dehydrogenase (decarboxylating) activity. The transcript is spliced from 12 exons. The record is from RefSeq and is a predicted model, not a curated record. Gene Ontology annotation, biological process: pentose-phosphate shunt; pentose-phosphate shunt, oxidative branch.